Messenger RNA from Neltuma alba, 1386 nucleotides. Its product is annotated as general transcription factor IIE subunit 2-like. Gene Ontology annotation, molecular function: TFIIH-class transcription factor complex binding. Gene Ontology annotation, biological process: transcription initiation at RNA polymerase II promoter. The transcript is spliced from 5 exons. Lineage: Eukaryota; Viridiplantae; Streptophyta; Magnoliopsida; Fabales; Fabaceae. The record is from RefSeq and is a predicted model, not a curated record. Bases 169 to 999 code for a protein of 276 amino acids. Gene Ontology annotation, cellular component: transcription factor TFIIE complex.
GCCAUGUUCGUCGCCAAAUCGCGUUAUUCGCCAAAUUCAUCCCCAUAUAACUCUUGAAAAAACCUCUUCCCCUUUUAAGGCUUUAACUUCUCUACCGUAUUGACAUUCAAACGCGUCAAUUCAUCAAUCAUCAACGCUAAUCUGAUACUGAAGCAAUUUUAAUCUCAGAUGGCGCUACAAGAAAAGUUAGACCGAUUUAAAAAGCAGCAGCAAGCGUGUCAAUCAACCCUCGUAAGCAUUGCAUCUACUAGAAAGACCGCAGCACCUACAGCUGCAUCUGCUUCUUCCAAUGGAAGAACUCAAGCUCCUGCUAAUAAAUUUUCAAAUGAUACUGAGAGGCUUCAACAUAUUAACAGUAUUCGGAAAGCCCCUAUAGGAGCUCAGAUGAAGCGUGUCAUUGGUCUGUUGUUCGAGACCAGACAGGCUUUUACACCUGAGCAAAUAAAUGAGGCCUGCUACGUGGACAUGAGGACUAACAAAGAUGUUUUUGACAAUUUGAAGAAAAACCCCAAAGUUCACUAUGAUGGGGAACGAUUCUCUUACAAGUCAAAGCAUGACCUUAAGGAAAAAAGUCAGCUCCUCUACCUGAUACGUAAGUUUCCGGAGGGCAUUCCUGUUAUUGACCUGAAGGAUUCUUACCCAACUGUGAUGGGCGAUUUGCAGGCUCUGAAAGCUGCAGGGCAGAUUUGGCUGUUGUCCAACUUCGACUCACAGGAAGACAUUGCCUACCCUAAUGAUCCUCGAGUUCUAAUUAAAGUGGAUGAUGACCUAAAACAGCUUUUCCGGGGAGUCGAAUUGCCUAACGAUAUGCUUGACGUAGAGAAGGAUCUACAGAAGAACGGGAUGAAACCUGCCACCAAUACAGCAAAGAGGAGGAGUGCUGCACAAAUCCAGGGCAUAUCUACUAAAUCCAAGACUAAGAAGAAGAAGAAUGAAAUUACCAAGAGGACCAAAUUGACCAAUUCUCAUCUUCCAGAGCUUUUCCAGAAUUUAUCCUGAAAUUGAUGAAUCUGCGGCAAGAAUUCAAUGAAGUCCCAUACGGAUAAUCAUUUUACUGCGAGUAUUUGAUCAUGACUUGCUGAUUGGCAAAGUGCAAUUCUGGCCAUUCAUUACUCAAAUAUAGAAGAAUCUAUGUAAGAAUGAGGGCCGUAGCUGGAAGACAUUUUCAACUGUGAACGAGAGAACAAAAUGAAGUUGGCAGAUAUGGUCAUCUAGAAGGGCGAAAAUAUUCCCUAAUGCUACUAAGUGUUACUAGUCCAAAAGGGGCUGUUGUGAUAUUAUACACCUAUGAUACAAACAAAUUUUAAACACAUCAAUAAUGAGAUCUAUAUCGAAUGCUGAUAUUGCUUUCAACUAUCGCAUUGGAAUAUUGUUCAAGUUUGACGA